Messenger RNA from Dovyalis caffra, 669 nucleotides. The record is from the annotation of a GenBank genome assembly. NCBI's taxonomy places the organism in Eukaryota, Viridiplantae, Streptophyta, Magnoliopsida, Malpighiales, Salicaceae.
AUGGCUUCAAUGGCACCACCAAAAGUCUAUUCUGGCUGUUACUGUAAGACUCGCUGCGUCAAACACCGCAACGGUUUCACUCGUCCUCGUAUCCUCUUUUGUCAGCAGCAGUACAACGACAACGACAACAACAAACCCCAACAUCAAAUUGCUCGAAGGGAAAUAGUACUGAGGAGCAGUGAAUUAGCGGUAAUUGGUGCCAUUUUCAAUCUCAGUGGAAAAAAACCUGAUUACCUUGGAGUGCAAAAGAAUCAACCAGCUUUAUCGUUGUGUCCAGCUACCAAGAAUUGUGUUUCAACUUCGGAGAAUAUCACUGAUAUUACCCACUAUGCCCCUCCAUGGAACUACAAUGGUGGUAGAAAAAAGCCUGUCAGCAAAGAAGUGGCAAUGGAAGAGCUUCUUGAUGUGAUUAGAUCAACAGAACCAGGGAAAUUUACACCAAAGAUUGCAGAGAGGAACGAUGAUUAUGUGCACGUGGAAUACCAAAGUCCUAUUUUAGGGCUCGUCGAUGAUGUUGAGUUUUGGUUUCGGCCAGGGAAUAACGCAAUUGUGGAGUAUCGAUCUGCAUCCCGCUUGGGAAACUUUGAUUUUGAUUACAACAGAAAGAGAAUCAAGGCAUUGAGAAUGGAGCUGGAGAAGAAAGGAUGGGCAUCUGCAGAUGGUUUCUGA